GCCUGGAACGAGACCGAAGUUCCAAUCAACAUCUCCAUCGUGACGGAGGCCAUCAAUGCCUCGGAAGAUCUUCUGGAAGAUGACAAUGAGUCCACAGAGCUGGAUGGCAACCUGUCAGCUGCGAAGCUCGUCUCAGUUAGUUUGCGAACCGACUGUUACCCAAAGGGUUGGUCCAGCCGGGCGGCUGCCGAGCAGUGGCGUGACCGAAGAGAACGUGUCGGCGGUGCCGAACUACAGCCGCUUGGCUCCUUCAAGAUGUGGUCUGAGCACAAGAUUUUCGAACAUGGUCGCGGGCAACCGCAGCAGCAGCUGUUCCUUCGCGUGUCGGAAGAUGUGCCCAUGGCUGGGAACGAGUCUGCCAACGAAAGUGACGCCUGGAACCAGACAGAACCUCCCAAUGGAGAAGCUGGCAAUGCCUCGGAUGCAUUGGAAGAUGACAAUGAGUCCGUCGUGCUGGAUGGCAAUCUGUCCAAUAGGACCGCUGAGAACUUGGCAGACGUGUCGAACAGCAGCCGCUUGAAUGCAGUGCUUCCGUCACGGCAGUGGCUCCUGGACUCUGCAAGUCGUUUGGUGAGCAAUUGGAAGUUCCAAGCUAAUGAAGGCGUGCCCAUCAUGGGGAACAAGUCCGCCAACGAUAGCAAUGCCUGGAACGAGACCCAAGUUCCCAUCAACAUCUCCGUUGUCACGGAGGCCAUCAAUGCCUCGGAAGAUCUGCUGGAUGAUGACAACGAGUCCACAGAGCUGGAUGGCAACCUGUCAGAUGCGAAGCUCGCCUCAGUUAGUUUGA
Symbiodinium necroappetens is the source of this 787-nucleotide messenger RNA. NCBI's taxonomy places the organism in Eukaryota, Dinophyceae, Suessiales, Symbiodiniaceae. The record is from the annotation of a GenBank genome assembly.